Scleropages formosus (Asian bonytongue) is the source of this 2487-nucleotide messenger RNA. It is a transcript of the gene samsn1a, whose product is annotated as SAM domain, SH3 domain and nuclear localisation signals 1a. The coding region runs from base 97 to 1176 and encodes 359 amino acids. The transcript has 8 exons. Gene Ontology annotation, molecular function: protein binding. NCBI's taxonomy places the organism in Eukaryota, Metazoa, Chordata, Actinopteri, Osteoglossiformes, Osteoglossidae. The record is from RefSeq and is a predicted model, not a curated record.
CUCGGCGAAUCCACCGCAGUUCAGCACUCGACGGUGGGUGAGCUGUGUCGGAUACCACGCGGGGCUCGGUUUCCUUUCGUGACGCUGGACUGAAAGAUGCUUCAAAGGAAACCUUCGAAUGUUUCAGACAAACCAAAAAUCAACAAGCCCAAGCGCUCCACGAGCUUUGGAAAAUUCGAUGUCUUCAGACACCAGUCAUCGCCGAGCAAGCCUGAGGAAAACGGCGACAUGGUGCAUGCUGAUGAAGAAUCGGGGCCUGAGAGUUAUGAACACAUAAAAUCAGGAAGUCUUGGAAUGAAAAUGAGGGCUAUCUCAAUGACCAUGCGCAAGAAGAUGGGCAAGAAGUAUGCCAAGGCCACCUAUGAUGAGAUGGGUGAUACGACCGAGCAAGACCACGAGGGAGAGGUAGAUAGCAGUCAUCACACAGAGAAAGACCAUCUGAAGACAAACUCUGUGGAGAGUCUCUGCAGCGGUCAGAGUUCUUCCAGUGGUGUUACCAGCAGCUCUGAUGGUUCCAGUAACAGAGACAGCCUGAGGCUGGAAGAUGACAUUCCCUACACGGGUCAGUUCUGCGGAAGAGCCAGAGUCCACACAGAUUUUGUCCCAAGCCCGUACGACACGGACUCCCUUAAGCUCAAGGUGGGUGAUGUAAUCGACAUCAUCAGCAAACCCCCGAUGGGAAUAUGGACAGGGAUGCUGCACAACAGAGUGGGCAACUUCAAGUUCAUCUACGUGGACCUUCUCGAGGAGAAAGGUGCCCAGCCACCGAAGAUCAGGCCCCAUCGGCGGAGCAAGAGGCCUCGACCCAAGACUCUACAGGAGCUGUUGGAACGCCUCAACUUAGAGGAGUACGCUUCUACACUGCUCCUCAACGGCUACCAGACGGUGGAUGAUCUCAAGGACUUGCAGGAGAAGCACCUGAUAGAGCUGAACAUGACGGACCCGGAUCACCGGCAGCGGCUUCUGGCCGCCACAGAAAACCUGCAGGACACAGAGAACAACGAGCACGUGGAGAACGACGGUGCCCAAGACCCCCUAUCUGGGAGCCUGAAGGUGGAGCCUAUCGAAUACCCGCGUGAUUCUGGCUGCUACUUAUCGUCAGAGAGCUCAGACAACGGCAAAGAGGAUGCAGAGAGCCAACAGGAGCCCUCUCAGAAACCUGCCGUUGAAACUUAAACUGUGGGAUUGUACAGAACUCAUCUUCUGUAAAUAAGUACAAUUUUCUUAAGACCUCGUGUUCGCAUCCGUUUCCCAUGUGCAGCCCACUUGUCUUAAGUACUUAUCUUAAUUUGUUUGAUAUGAUAUAUCUGUAAAUUAUGCUUCACAUGUCUUUUAUCAUUUACUUUCUUUUUCUCUCGUUUGUCUUUAGGGUCAUUCAGUGUCAGAUUCUGGGUCAUUCAUUUGUUGAGUGAGAAGGCAGUGGCACCAUCCUUCACACACCUGCACCAGAGUGUACACAGUGAUGUCAGAACGGUGUUUUUUUUACAGAUAUUGAAGGGUUGCGAAGAAAAAAAUCUAUUUAGGCAAAGUACGAUUUUACAUUGAAAAUUCCUGUUUAGUGUGUUGAAGAGGCCAAUUUGCCUUUUUUCAAGUAGACCUGCAAAACAGCGCCAUCUACUGGAUGAAUCAGACUUUGCAAUAAAAGAAACAUCUGUAAAAAAGAAAAAAUUAUUAUUAUUAUUAUUAGUUAUUCCUCAAUCUGCAGAGGAUAGUUAUUACAUUGAUAACAUUGUUAAAAUUGUGGGGUUCAGAGACUUUAUCAAUGCCUUUUGGUUGGUUUUAUGGAACAUCCUUUAUUAUUUAUUAUUAGUAUACCAGCUCUGGUCCAAAUCAGAUGUAAAGUUUUACCAACAUCAGGACUUAUGACUUUUGUUCUAACACCAUUGCUGACAUCAUUAUGCACCAUCUGCUGCAGCUGUGGCUCCUAGUAUGUUGUAAAGGGUGCUGUAAAGUCCAAGUGACAUAACAUGUAAACAUCUUGCUGUCCUAUGAUUGACUUCCUUAUAUUUCCAAUAGCAGCAACCUGUGAACCUCUGAUCGGCCAGUGGUCAGAUGUAAUACACCUCUAGAAUUGUGUGCCAUACAGGCAUGUCGUGCUGCAAUGUUUGUUCUAGUGUUGUGUAUUCAUAUAUAUUGUUCAAGCACGUUUCUUAUGUUAUUCCAAUUUUUUCGGAAACCUGUAAAUAUGUAAUGUAAUUUAAACAAUACUACAGCUCAUCAUGAAGCAGUAGCAACUUCUUGCCAAAAACAGAAUACAAGGGAAAGAAUACUAAGAGGUCAACUGAUUCUUUUCAACUGAUAAAUGGGUAGUGCAGAAUAAAUGGUGUAUUUUUCUUUUACAUAUACUUUUCCUGUGCUAAAAUGUGUUUGUGCUGUAGGGCUCCAAUUGGAGGUUUUUUGUGACAUUGUCAUUGUAAAAGCAAACAAUAUGACUAUGCUCAAUUGUGUUCAUCUUAGAUCAGUGUUUCCAUUAAAACUGUAUGUAUU